UACUGUCAUUUCGAAGUUGCAAAUCCAAACCACAUGCGUGAUUUGGUUAUUUAUUGCAUAUUUUUACAAAUAUGUGCCGAUUUUAGUUGAAUAAUUAUAAUCAUAGUUAUAUUACGAGUUGACUUAAAGUGAGUUAUUAUUAACUUAACCAUGGGCAAGGCUAAAAAGUUGAAACCGUCACAAGUGGGCAAGAAUGUAGCUCUAGCAGAUCAGAUAGAGUCAGUGAAUGCUGUGAAACCCAAGAACAGGAAUAAAGAAAGGAACAGACACGAUGACGAUGAAGAGUUUGUCAAUGCAGAUUUAUCCAAAAAGAUCUUGAAGGCUGCUAGAAGGCAACAGGCUGAGCUCGAUGAUAGAGCUGGACCUUCACCUGCUAAACAUGUGGUUUUAUCCACUGCCAAAGAUUCCGACGAUGAUGAGUCUGGAUCAGAACAUGAUGAUUUGGAGCCUGAUACCUACUAUGACAACAUUGAAAUUAAUGAAGAAGAUGAGGAAGCUCUUAGAAUGUUUAUGUCUGCUAAACCUGAGAAGACUCGGACACUUGCAGACAUUAUUAUGGACAAAAUAACAGAGAAACACACAGAACUGCAUACACAGUUCUCAGAUGUAGAAACCUUAAAAUUACAGAAUAUUGAUCCCAGGAUUAAAACCAUGUAUGAAGGAGUAAGAGACGUAUUACAAAAGUAUCGGUCUGGCAAACUGCCUAAAGCCUUCAAAAUGAUCCCACAUCUGCAGAACUGGGAACAAAUUCUAUACAUAACUGAACCUGCCACUUGGUCAGCAGCUGCGAUGUACCAGGCUACAAGAAUUUUUGCAUCAAAUCUUAAGGAAAAAAUGGCUCAACGAUUUUAUAACUUGGUCUUAAUGCCACGUAUCAGAGAUGAUCUUGCAGAGUAUAAACGUUUGAACUUUCAUUUAUACCAAGCUCUUAGAAAAUCUCUGUUUAAGCCUGGGGCAUUUAUGAAGGGUAUUCUACUGCCACUGUGUGAAGCUGGGGACUGCACUCUAAGAGAGGCAAUCAUAGUGGGUUCAGUGUUAGCUCGCAAUUCCGUGCCAGUGCUGCACUCUAGUGCUGCUCUAUUGAAAAUAGCUGAAAUGGAUUACACUGGUGCCAACUCAAUAUUCCUACGAAUACUGUUUGAUAAAAAAUAUGCUCUUCCCUACAGAGUUGUUGAUGCUAUUGUAUUUCACUUUCUGAGGUUCCAGAAUGAGUCUCGUACAUUGCCUGUGCUCUGGCAUCAGUCACUGCUCACCUUUGUGCAGCGCUACAAAGCUGACAUUUCCACAGAACAGAGGGACGCUCUACUAGAAUUGUUGAGGAAACAGUCACAUCCAACUAUUACAUCUGAGAUUCGAAGAGAGCUUCAUGCCGCCAAAUGCAGAGAUGAUGAAGUCAAUGAAGGAGUAUCCACUAGUAUGAUUGUGGAAUAAAUGUUAGUGAUUAUUAAAUCUAAUUUGUACACAA
Molecule: messenger RNA, 1465 nt
Organism: Pectinophora gossypiella (pink bollworm)
Lineage: Eukaryota; Metazoa; Arthropoda; Insecta; Lepidoptera; Gelechiidae
Gene: bys
Product: bystin
Exons: 8
Coding region: 151-1431 (426 amino acids)
Biological process (GO): rRNA processing
Cellular component (GO): nucleolus; cytoplasm; preribosome, small subunit precursor
Molecular function (GO): snoRNA binding
Source: RefSeq, a predicted model, not a curated record